Messenger RNA from Cooperia oncophora, 486 nucleotides. Lineage: Eukaryota; Metazoa; Nematoda; Chromadorea; Rhabditida; Trichostrongylidae. The record is from the annotation of a GenBank genome assembly.
AUGUCAAAAAUGGGAUGUCCUCAGUCGGACACUGAUCCGAAUACUGUGACGGUUCUUCGCAAAGGAGGACCAGUGAACAAAACCUUGAAGUCAAACGCGGCUCUGAAUGCUGCUCUCCGCACUGGUGCUGCCGUGGAAUCACAAAAGAAAACGCUGGCUGGAGGAAAUCGUCAGCACACAAGCAACAAAAACACUCUUAGACUUGAUGAGGAAACGGAAGAGCUUCACCACGAUCGUGUUCCUCUGGCGCUAGGAAAAGCGAUGCAGCAAGCUCGUCAAGCGAAAGAGUGGACCCAGAAAGAUUUGUCAACCGCAAUAAACGAAAAGCCGCAAGUUGUAGCCGAAUACGAAAAUGGAAAAGCUGUCCCGAAUCAGCAGAUCCUCCAGAAAAUGGAACGCGCUCUGGGGGUAAGUUCAUUACGCCUCCAUUGGCUGUUACAGCCCUUAUUCGUUUUGCGUAGAGUGUCUGAUGCAGUGGUUCUAUGA